GAGGGGAGUCGUUACCUUCUCGCCAUUCUCCUCCUCCGCCCCCGGCCCACCUCUCCUUCCUCGCGCCUUCCUCGCUCGCCGCCCGCCGCCGGCGAUUUAAGAGCUGCCCGCCCAAACCCUACCUCGGGAACCCUACCGCGCGACGUGAGCCGGGCUAAUCCCCCCACCCACACUUCGCUUCUGUCGCGAUGUCGCUCGAAAUCCAUGAAGAGGACGGAGGAGGGGCCGGGACGGCGCCGGUGAAGGUGAUGACGGUGUCGGGGAGCGGGAAGCGGGGGCGGUACGUGCGGCAGGUGACGGGGCGGCACAACGACACCGACCUGCACGUGGCUGCCCGCGGAGGGGACGCCGGGGCGCUGCGCCGCGCGCUGGACGAGGCCGCGGCGGCCGUGGCCACGGGGGAGGGGAGGGAGGCGCUGGAGGAGGUCCGUCGGGCUGUGGCGGCGGAGCCCAACGAGGCCGGGGAGACGCCGCUCGUCGCCGCGGCGGAGAGGGGGCACCUGGAGGUGGUAAUGGAGCUGCUUAGGCACCUGGACGCUGAGGGCGUCGCCGCGAAGAACAGGUCGGGGUACGAUGCGCUGCACGUCGCGGCGAGAGAAGGGCAUCAUGCUGUUAUGCAGGAAAUAUUACUUCACAAUAGGUUGCUUGCCAAAACCUUUGGACCUGCAAAUACUACUCCUCUUAUAUCAGCAGCAACAAGGGGCCAUAUCGAAGUGGUCAAGUUGUUACUAGAAAUAGAUGAUUUUGGAUUGGUGGAAAUGGCCAAAGAUAAUGGAAAAAAUGCCUUGCAUUUUGCUGCUCGACAAGGGCACGUUGAAAUUGUUAAAGCAUUACUUGAGAAAGAUCCUCAGCUACCAAGAAGGAAUGACAAGAAAGGUCAAACUGCCUUGCAUAUGGCUGUAAAAGGAACAAACUGUGAUGUGCUCAGAGCACUUGUCGAUGCUGAUCCAGCAAUUGUAAUGCUGCCAGACAAAAAUGGAAACACUGCUUUGCAUGUAGCAACAAGGAAAAAGCGAGCAGAGAUAGUUGCUGUUCUCUUGCGGUUACCAGAUACCCAUGUCAAUGCACUGACCAGAGACCACAAGACUGCCUAUGAUAUAGCUGAAGGCUUGCCACUAUGUGAGGAAUCUUCUGAAAUAAAGGAUAUUUUAACUCAGCAUGGCGCACUAAGAUCCAGGGAGCUGAAUCAGCCUCGAGAUGAACUCCGAAAAACAGUGACGGAGAUCAAAAAAGAUGUCCACACACAGCUGGAACAGACGAGAAAGACAAACAAAAAUGUGCAUGGAAUUGCUAAGGAACUCAGAAAGUUGCACAGAGAAGGCAUCAAUAAUGCAACAAACUCAGUAACUGUUGUUGCAGUACUUUUUGCUACGGUAGCCUUUGCAGCCAUAUUCACUGUACCUGGUGGGAAUGCCAACAAUGGAGUUGCAAUUGUUGUUCAGACAGUCUCCUUUAGGAUUUUCUUCAUCUUUAAUGCCAUAGCUCUCUUUACAUCAUUGGCGGUGGUCGUAGUUCAGAUAACAGUUGUCAGGGGAGAAACUAAGUCUGAGCGGAAGGUUGUUGAGGUGAUCAACAAGCUUAUGUGGUUGGCAUCAGUUUGCACUACCAUUUCUUUCAUAGCCUCUUGCUAUAUUGUGCUAGGCCGCCAUUUCCAGUGGGCAGCUCUCCUGGUUAGUUUGAUAGGUGGUAUCAUAAUGACUGGUGUUCUUGGUACAAUGACAUACUAUGUGGUGAAAUCAAAGCGCAUAAGGAAGAUAAGAAAAAAAGAGAAGAUGUCAAGAAGAAGUGGGUCGAGCUCCUGGUAUGAUAAUACCGAGCUCUCAGAGACAGAGCUUAACCAAGUGUAUGCCUUGUAAGAGAAAGGUUAUCCUUGAUUCGGUCUGUCUCUGGAUUGAGUAUGUACAUGAAAAUUACAGAUAUACACAUUAACAGAUAACAUAGCUCACGUAUUUCUUGAUUUUACAAUUCCUACCUGUAUCAACCAAACCACUCAGAACUAAAUGGAAUACCAAUCGUUCAAUUGUUCAAAGCUUCAGUUGUUCCAUUUGCCAACUUUCUUGAGAAAUAUUAGAAUAUCUUUUUUGUUAUUCUUUUUGUGCCUACUUAUAGUCUGUGAUGCAUUCAUCAACUUUCAUGUCACAAUGUAGCAC
This is a messenger RNA of Oryza brachyantha (malo sina), 2150 nucleotides long. RefSeq names its product ankyrin repeat-containing protein NPR4. The transcript has 4 exons. Gene Ontology annotation, cellular component: plasma membrane. The record is from RefSeq and is a predicted model, not a curated record. NCBI's taxonomy places the organism in Eukaryota, Viridiplantae, Streptophyta, Magnoliopsida, Poales, Poaceae. Bases 189 to 1856 code for a protein of 555 amino acids. Gene Ontology annotation, molecular function: protein phosphatase 1 binding; protein phosphatase regulator activity.